UUGGCUGAAAUCUCUAAUUUUUGCCCAAUCCUCGGAUUAAAAAGCCAGAGUAAUUAGAUAGAUAUUGUCGUCGCUUCGGAACCCCUAAAACGCCGCUUUUACGGGAGAGAGAAAUCCAGUCACCGGAGCUCCGAUUACCGACAACAGGAGAUAUAAAAUGAACACCGACAUCACUGCAUCAACAAAGCCCGAAUUCAAAGUAGUCGAUCGGAACCCACCAUUCACCAAAGUCGUCGGAAACUUCAGCUCUCUCGAUUACCUCCGUUUCGUCACUAUUACCGGCGUUUCUGUCACCGUCGGAUACUUAUCCGGGAUUAAGCCUGGGAUUAAAGGUCCUUCAAUGGUGACGGGCGGGCUAAUCGGGGUGAUGGGAGGGUUCAUGUAUGCUUACCAGAAUUCUGCUGGCAGACUCAUGGGUUUCUUUCCUAACGAUGACGAGGUAGUUAAGUACAAGAAGAAGCUUAAUCAGUAAUUUUAUCUUAUGAAAUGGGAAAUUUGUGGAACAUUAAGUUCAGUUUUUAGAGGAUGUUUGCUUUUAUUUUUCCAUGAAAUCAAUCUCAAUAAUAUUUUUGUUGGGAAUAAAUUGAAAUAAUGCUCCCAAUUGUUAUCAUUCUGCAAACCCUUGUUCAUUUGAAUUAAUGCUGAGAUGGUUUGUUUAUCUUUA
Spinacia oleracea (spinach) is the source of this 664-nucleotide messenger RNA. RefSeq lists its product as uncharacterized. Bases 158 to 472 code for a protein of 104 amino acids. The record is from RefSeq and is a predicted model, not a curated record. The transcript is spliced from 2 exons. Gene Ontology annotation, cellular component: respiratory chain complex I. Lineage: Eukaryota; Viridiplantae; Streptophyta; Magnoliopsida; Caryophyllales; Amaranthaceae.